Messenger RNA from Gigantopelta aegis, 1181 nucleotides. Its product is annotated as multiple epidermal growth factor-like domains protein 10. The coding region runs from base 1 to 825 and encodes 274 amino acids. Lineage: Eukaryota; Metazoa; Mollusca; Gastropoda; Neomphalida; Peltospiridae. The record is from RefSeq and is a predicted model, not a curated record. The transcript has 7 exons.
AUGUCCCAACUCAACCACCAGGAUCCCGUCAUCCAGCAUUACGAGAUGCACCUCACGGUCAACAAGAAGAAACCAGACUGUACAAAGGUUUGUCUGUCUGGAAAAUACGGUUACAACUGUAACGUGUCCUGUGAGGAGAGAAAAUGUUCUGGAAACUCGACGUGUGACAGAAAUAAUGGAGAAUGUGUCAAUGGCUGCUUGAAAGGCUGGGAGUUACCAGACUGUAUCACAGAAUGUCGACACCAUACGUUUGGAUCUAGCUGCUUGUUCAGUUGUACUGAACGGCACUGUAAGGGAGACAAGUCAAGCUGUGAUGUCCAAGAUGGGGUUUGUCAAGAUGGCUGUCAGCCAGGCUGGACGAAUGCAAAUUGCACUGAGAAAUGUGACGAUAGUUCGUAUGGUCCUGGUUGUGUAUUUAAAUGUUACAGGAGACAUUGCCUGAAUAAAGCAGUCAGCUGUAAUCGUCUUGACGGAUCGUGUGGAGGAGAAUGUGAGAACAACUACAACGGAAUCGACUGUACAGCUGCCACUGGUCCCGAAAACAACAGGGAUUCUAUCACCAUCAUUGCUCUUGCCGUGGUCGCAGCUAUACUAUUUGUACUGCUUAUUGUCAGUGUUUUGUGGCACUUUAGAAGUCGGAAUUCUCAACGCAACAACGUCGCACGUCAAUUUAUUUCAUCCACGUCACCUGAUCGAACGGAAGCCGAGCCGAGUGGCGUUGACAGUGGGAGUGGCUAUGUUAAUGCAGGCCAAACCAAUGAAUAUGAACAGCUCGAUGUAUUGAACUCGCCACAGAAUGAUUAUGAUAAAAUAACAGGCGUUUAGAUACAUAUAAAUGACAUACGUUUUUGUUUUAUCCUGUUUUCUUUUGGGAUUGUUGUUGUAUUUGCCAAACAUUGGCCAAAUUGAUGAGAUUAGUAUUUGGCGAGCUCUUGACAACAAAAUAUUACUAUAAAAUAUUCAGAGGCUUAUUAGAUAUUAUAUGGUCAUGUAACAAAUAUAUGGCAAUUUUGUCUUACGUAGAAUCAAUAAGACUGCUGUUUUGGAAUCAGCAGCACUUUGUACAUAAAGUAUGCUUCUCAAACCUUAUUUACUUAAAAUUCUGAUUAAAGCCACAUACCUCUUAGUCUAUAUUUGAGUGCAUACAAUAUCAGCGUCUGUAUAUUAAAUAUGUUGCUGAU